AUGGAUACCGAUGGUUCCGACCGCGAGGAGCGCGAGACGCCAAGCGCUAUGACCCGACGUGCGUGUGACCAAUGCCGUACUCGGAAGAUUCGAUGUGACAAGCGUGUUCCAUGUUCGAACUGUCGUAGCUCGAACAUCACUUGUCGAUCUACGGGCGAAGGACAGAGGCCGUCCGAGCCCCGGCGUCGUGUAUUGAUUUCUAGCCAGUAUGAGAAGAAGAUUGAUCUUAUCGAAGAGCGUCUUGGCGGCGUCGAAGAGACAUUACAGCGCCUCGGGGGCAUUGAGCAGGCUCUUCGAGAGCUGUUAAUCUCGUCCCGACACCAGGGCGUUGGUAGCACUGCUAAAUUCUCCGCAUCAUCUCUAUCAUCGCCCGAUACUCUGGCCCGAUCGCAAUCCUCAGCGCCCAAGCAAGAUCAUGCAGAUUCAAAAGCCCCUGGGUACACCUCUAACGCUGCUAUCGAGCAGCAUGACUCAGGUUCUACAUUCGAAGGGAAUUCCUCUCUAGCGGCUCAUUCCGCUUAUGCAAAGGAAUUUCUGGAAUCGGCUGUUUCACACAGUACACCUGAAAUGUUCUCUAGCCCGAAGAUCAACGAGGCCCUCUCAUCACUGAAGCAGAUUGUUGAAAUGCAAAGUAAACAGCGAGAUUCUGGAACGCAGAGAGGUCAACUUUCCAGUCGAUUGGGCGCUCGCUGUGACAUACGCGAGUUGGAAAUGCCACCUUUGCCGGUUGUCUUGACAGUGUUGAAAAAAGCUAAAGAAAACCCGCCGGCCUUGUUUGGGGGCUAUAUCCCUUUCUUCUCGGUGGACUAUUUCAUCUCCCGGUGUCAGGAAGUCUACUUUGCGACAGAGGAUUACUCCGACGCAACAUUCAUCAUAGCUAACUUCGGCCUCUAUGGUAUCUUUGUCGAAUUUGGAUUCUGCGAGAAGGAGCCUGCCACCCGAGACGAGUACCAGCGGUAUGUCCAGGUCUGCAAAGAUAACUUGGAGGCGGCAUUGGCAAAUUUGAAUAUUCUUAUGCCAGUCACUAUGGACUCUGUCGUGGCACUCGCUGUUGGUGCACUUCAUGGAAUCGAAAUUUCAAAGCCAUCCGUUAGCUGGACUCUUGCAUCAACAGCUAUUCACAUGUGCCAAACUUUGGGAUACAAUCGUCUUUCCUCUAUGGAGCAUGAUCCUCCCGAACUCCAACACCGGAAGCAGGACAUUUUCUGGUCUGUAUACACAAUUAUGAAUUUGAUGUCGCUGCGCUUGGGACGUGCUUCGGUGGUACAAGCCUGCGACGUGGAUAUACCUUCGCCAUUCGAAUGCUUCCCGAACAUGGGCGUAUGGAGCAUGGUCUGCGCUCUAUGGGCCAGACAGGCCGUUAUCCAGAACAACAUAUACACAAAUUUGUACAGUCCAGCCGCAUUGAACCAGCCAGAAAGUGAACGUGUGAUGCAUGCUCGACAGUUGGCUAUUGAGAUGAAGAGAGAUAUCCUUGAGCCUUUUGAUCAAAUUUUGAAUGCCGACUGGAAUAUUUCUGAAGUCGAUUAUAUCUACCUUCGCUCUGAUGGAGUCAGUCGACUGGCAAUUUUGACUUUGAUAUACCGCGCUAUCCCCGUUGAGCCUGGCUCAUCUAGCACCUUUAUCCCGGAGUGUAUUGAGACGGCCAGAGCAACGUUGGAGCUUCAUCAGGUAUGCAUAGGCAGUCUCAAAGAAGCUUCCGAGAAUCUGCGUUGCUCAUAUAUGCAUUGGGCCAUUUUCCUCUCCCCAUUCGUCCCCUUCAUCGUCAUAUUCUGCCACGUCGUCACAACAUCCGACAGCAAAGAUCUCACCCGGCUCGAAGACUUCGUCGCCUCUCUUCUCCCCCUGUGCCGCUUCUCCCAAUCAAUCGACCGCCUCCAUAACCUCUGCUCAGUCCUCAGCACAGUCGCCCGCCUCUACGUCGAAGCGAAGUCACGAAAACAAGCCGGCGAGGACCAGAACAUGGCGUCCGUAGGCCAGGAAUUCGACGCCUAUUUGAGUGCACUUGGAUUAGCACCUGGAAACGCGAUUGCGAAUAAUCCAUGGGGGGCGUUGCAGCCGGAUGGUUCGGCUAUGACUGCUAGUAUGGCGGACCCGUCGCUCCAAGCAUCUGGGUUUGGGAAUCCGGCUGUGCCAACUCAGGGUCAAGUCCAAGGUCAGGAUAUAUCUGUGGUGGAGAUGUCGCAGGCGGCACAGCUGGGGAGUUGGUUCUCUGGUAAUCAGUACAUGAUGGGGUUGUUGGAGGAGGAUAUGUUUCAGAUCAAUAAUCCUACUUGA
This is a messenger RNA of Penicillium subrubescens, 2277 nucleotides long. RefSeq lists its product as uncharacterized. Gene Ontology annotation, biological process: regulation of DNA-templated transcription; DNA-templated transcription. Gene Ontology annotation, molecular function: DNA binding; DNA-binding transcription factor activity, RNA polymerase II-specific; zinc ion binding. NCBI's taxonomy places the organism in Eukaryota, Fungi, Ascomycota, Eurotiomycetes, Eurotiales, Aspergillaceae. The record is from RefSeq and is a predicted model, not a curated record. The transcript is spliced from 8 exons. Bases 1 to 2277 code for a protein of 758 amino acids.